GCACAAAUGAAUACGAAAAAUCGCACUACACGUUGUACGUGCAGUUUUGUAUGGCGAUUUUGAGUCAACAAAAGUCCUGCAGAUUGCCCAUUUUACUGCCGACGAAAAAGCAAAUUUAUUUAGAAGCAUGAACCCCCACAUUACAAGCAUGGUGUGGCUGAGAUCUAAAGGAGUUGUCUAGGUGAAGUUUAGAUGCUUUUGAGUGCAGGGAAGCUGAUCAAUUUGGGACUUUUUGGUGGUUAGAUUUUGACGAAUGUUCAACGUUGCCUGUCAUGCCAGUUCAACAUGUGCAGCAUUUGUGGCCAAAAGUUAGCCGGUUUUGCGGAAGCUGAUCGACAUUUUAGAACUCUUUGAAACUUUUGUGACUUGUGCAAAUUUGAUGAACUGGACUGAAAUAGUAUACGACAUUGCAGAAAUACAAGGUCGUAAUCCAAGGUUGGAAUCAACCGGCUGAACGUGGAGACUACUCAACUGUAUGUGUGGAUCAACAUUUACAUGAACUAGUUGCAUUGUACCGUGUGAUAUCUUGGCCGGUGUGCGCUCAUGAGGACCCUGACGGCCAUGGAGAAGUAUGAGAACCUCGGGCUGGUCGGCGAGGGGAGCUACGGCAUGGUCAUGAAGUGUCGGCACAAAGAGACCAAUCAGACGGUGGCCAUCAAGAAAUUCAUCGAGUCGGAGGACGACAAGAUGGUCAAGAAGAUUGCGCUACGAGAGGUCCGGAUGCUCAAGCAACUGAGGCACGAGAAUCUUGUCAACCUGAUUGAAGUCUUCCGACGUAAGAAGCGUCUGUAUCUCGUCUUUGAGUUUGUAGAUCAUACCAUACUGGAUGAGUUAGAGCGAUACCCCAACGGUCUAGAGGACAACGUGGUACGGCGGUGCAUGUGGCAAGUCCUGAAAGGCAUCGACUUCUGCCAUAAUCAUAACAUUAUUCAUAGAGACAUUAAACCAGAGAACAUUUUAGUUUCCAAGUCCGGCAUUGUCAAGUUGUGCGACUUUGGCUUUGCAAGGACGAUAGCUGGGCCAGGGGAAAUCUACACGGACUACGUCGCUACUAGGUGGUACAGAGCACCGGAAUUAUUAGUAGGAGAUACGAAAUAUGGAAAAGCUGUAGAUAUCUGGGCGUUAGGUUGCUUACAAGCUGAAAUGUGUACAGGCGAGCCCUUAUUUCCGGGAGAUAGUGAUAUAGAUCAGCUGUACCAUAUCAUCAAGUGCUUCGGUAACUUGAUCCAAAGACAUAAAGAGGUCUUUAUGAAGAACCCGCUGUUUGUUGGGAUGCGUCUUCCUGAGGUCAGGAACGUAGAACCGCUGGAGAAGAGAUUCCCAAGUCUGACAGGUCUAUCAGUCACUGUCAUGAAGAGCUGUCUCCAUCUGGACCCCGACGAGAGACCAACCUGCUCCCAGCUCCUGCGGCAUGACUUCUUCAAGAAGGACGGCUUCGAUGAGAAGUUCCCCUCUGAGCUGAGAGUCAAGAUAGCCAAGGAGUUCGACUGCAACCCGCUGCUCCGGCCCAGCGGCGAGGAGAAGGAAGGAGGCGGGGAGGAGAAGAAGAAGAGCAAAAAGAGCAAAAAGGACCAGAGCCACAGUCACUCGGACAAGGAACGAGAGAGAGAAAAAUACAAGAAGAGGCACUCAGAUGCCGAUAGACACAAGAUAUCGUCAACGCCACCUGAUUAUUCCGAUGCAUCAGACCCCCACAAGAAAACCUCCAGCAAGACAGGCUCGGGUUCACCCAUCCCUACCAUCACCCCUACCAGCAAAAUGCUUCCGUCCACUGUCACAGCCAGUCACAAUAGCUCCUCGAAUCCUCCACUGCAAUCGCAGGGGGGUUCCUCCAGCCAGGCUCCCAUCAGUACGAUAAAUGUGGGGACUAUCGGUGCAUCCAAAGGGAGUCAUACGUCCAAUAAUACGAGUGGGCCUCCUCACCUCAGGGCUUCAGAUAAAGUCAAGAAAGGCACGACCAACACUUACUACAAGAAGCCCGCCCAGCCCCCUCCCGCCCACCACAGCACCAGCAUGACCACGCCUGUCCAAUCCGAGAAAACCAUGCUGCAUGAGAGAACGUUACAGUUUGAUGUCCUGAUGGCAAGUCAACGCAAGAGCAAAGGAACGUCGUCUCCUAAGCUGGAACGAGAGAUUACGCACCUGCCCAACUUGGCUGGACUUGAUGUUGACUCCAACAAGAGAUCGGAUAAGAAACCCAAAAUCAAGAAGAGUCAGCACACCCCGAUGCCUCACAUCGGUCUCCACAAUGACCCUGGUCACUCUGGCGCUAACGGCUCUCACCUCAACCAAUCAUCAUCUGCCGACGACUUCAGAGAGCACAACCUGCCGGCCGUAUAGCACAGGACGAACGAUUGCCGUCGGCAAGUUUGUUUUCUAUAACAAAUCACUAGUUGGGCUGGGUUUUCAUGUUGUUCAGGAGUUGUAUGUUGAAAGUGAGGAGCAACUGUGCAGCGUACCUCAAUGAAGCGUGACAAUGCAACGACAGAUAGACUUUCUGGAUUGGACGGGAAGAAACAAGUUCCGGACUGAAGCAGACCAUCUCUGGCUCGGAGCGUCUUGAGAAAAGUUUCUCUUGCUUGGACGAAGCGCACAGCGCCAACCAAAUGAGAUCAUAUGAAACUAGCAUUGCACGGCUAUGAAAUAUUAUGAGAAAGGAUUGUAUAGUGUACAGUAUUUGUUCGUCUAAACUUGGUCAUAUUUCUUAGUGCCGAUGACACGCUUUGAAAAUGUGGUAUUACAUUUUUUUAAAAUUUAGAAAAAAAAAUUCAAUUACACAUUGGUGCUUUGUGCCGAUUUCAUUCAAUUUGAUAUGAUUCACAUUGUAAACUAAAGAGUUAAACAUGAAAUUUGAGAAGUUUACAUGAAAUUUUUCAUGUUGUUGCAAAAUUACUUGGUAUACCAAAAAAAGCCCUAAAAACCGCAGAAAAUUUUAUUUUCUGUGUAGAGGAUUAUUUGUUAUUCGGUGCUUUGAAAUGUAACCGUCACGUGAAAGAGGCCACAUAGUUUUAUCAGGUUGUUUCUUGUACAUAGAAAUGUAAAUAAUGACAUAUAUAUAGGCACAUUUUGUUUUUUUGUAUUCAGCCAAGUUUAUCGUUCCACUCAUUUGGUGCGUUUUACCUAAAACCUCAGCAUUGCGUAAAUGUUCCGUGUUUUUUUGUGUGGCUUGUACAUUCCGACUGCAGUUUACAAAGCACAUAUAAUGCGCUAUUUAUUUUAAAAAAAUGUUUUGUGUUUGCAUCUUUAUAUUCGAAUGCCAGUUUGCGUCAGUGUUUGUGUAUUAAGUCCAGGAGAGAUUGCAGAGCUUUUUUUUGGUAAGAUACAGACUUAUUCUUCUUGACUUAAAUUUGACCGUAAAAGUUACUCUCCUCUGAUAAAAUCUUUUCAGGCAUGAUAUUUUUUAGACUUGAGUUUGUAAUCAGACUUUUUGAAUCUGAUGGAAAGACAUUAUCAGUACAGUAGAACGCCACUAAACCGUACAUCGCGGUUUCCACAGAAAUUGUUUAUAAUAGCGAUCGUUCCGUAUAGCAAUUUUUAAGCUCUCUGUGCUCUGGUACUCACUUUUCAAUAAAUAGCGCCCUUCAUAACUUCACCCUGCACUCCCUGGUAGUUACUGAAAGAUGACUUUGAACACGUGCCGGCUAUUAAAUUUUGUCUUGAGACAGUUUUUGAGCUUACUACCUGCAGCAAUGAGUGGCUUUCCCCUUCUAUUCCUUGGGGGAAUAAUAGCCACUUGUCGCUCUUCUGUUGACAAAUUUCAACAACAAUGUUCGAUACAUUUUGUACACAAAAAUCCGGAGCCAAGGACGAUGUUCCGUAUAGCCGAAUGUUCGGUUUAGCGAUGUUUGGUAUAGUGACGUUACACUCUAUAGAAAAAAUAUGUCUUUCAAACGUGUCAUCCAAUUUUCAUUUUUUUUUUUUACAUUUGAAAAUAUCAUCCCUGUUUCAAAAAACAACUGUUUGUGGUUAGAUUUACUGAAACGACAUUUAUUUAUAUGCUAAUGACACAGAGCUGAAAUCUUUAAAAAUCCUGAAUAUGUUAUUUUAAUAUGCAAAUAUUAUAACCCACUUAAUAUUCGUAACCUCCUCCCUGAAAUACUAAACAUUUUAGACUCGUACGGUAUUUUAGACUCGUACGGUAUUUUUUUUCAUAUUUUGUUAGAAUAAUGCAGUUGUGUUAUAUACAUGUAAUGCUUUAAUGAGGAAUGUAAAAUCCUACAGUUACAGCUUUUUUGCUUGUUUUUUUUCCCUUAAAAAAACCCUGAACAUAUAAUUUAUGCAAUUAUUAUAAACCCUGUUAGAUGCUAAACCUCUAUCCUGAAAUACCCAACGUGUAGAACUCAUAUCGUUAUUGUCUCAUUUUUCGUUACAUUUUUAGUUGUUGGUACAGAAUCCUGUACAAGCCGGUUCGGUAUUUUAACUGCGUAUGCGCACAGUGAUAUGGGUCACGGGCCAUUCAUGAAAAUCGAACGCUCAUCGAAGGUGCAUGAACUCACAGGGAGACGAGCGCAUGACGCUCGUGUGUGGAUUACGGGCAAAAUGGGCGUUCGCGUUACACUGCGUAACGUCACGUCAGUGAUAUCCCAAAUGACCUUUGACCUGGACUACUUCAUUGCGAUAUCGAACUGGUUUACUCAGGAAUCGAAGUCCUUUUUUUACAAUAUUUCCCUGUUUUUCUCCUACAUUUCAGAUUUAUAACUUCCAUCUUUACUUCGUAUUCUUUUAGGCGUCUAGAUUUCCUGCAAAAAGUUCAAAGAAACAAUUUAUGAUUGUACUUUGUAACUCCUUGUACGAGUAUGAAUAACUGCAAGAUUUAUUUCGAACGUGCAUGAAAAUAGACUGGUGCCAUAGCACAAUGGUUUGCGUCAUUGCAAAUUUACUGCACUUAUCGUGGAACUAGUCCAAAAUGGUUGCUGAUAACAUGAGCCAAGGUUGGUAAAGCACCUUCAUUUUCACCUGCCCUUAUUCAUAAAUAAGACAGUUUUUACCCGUUCCUAUUUGUCGAGAGCCCAUCACGUGGGUAGUUUUAAACGGUUGAUGAAACAGCGACUGGUUUUAACACUUGUUUCCUGGUGUCACAUGAAAUUUGGACUCUUAUGAAAUAUGGUCCCUUUUACCGUUUUAUUGGUUGAAUCCUCACACGUGACCAGUCCCUCUCCUUAUCGUCACUUAGGCAUGCACAAUGCUGCCAAUGAGUCCAUAUUUCAUAGUCUAAAACUCACACUACACCGGCACCGCUGCGUUCUGCGCCACAUCGCGCAGUAUGCACCAUGCGCAUACCAAUCUCCUUAUAAGGAGUUUUUUAGUACCACUUUGCGAGGCACAUACCGUAACCAUAGCUAGAAGGGUGUUUCACAAAACAUGAAUUAGAAUUGUUGAACAAAAUUGUUGGAAAUGAAUAAUUUUUGACUUGUUUAGACUUUUUGACCGAAAGGUAUUUAUGAAUAAUGGGAAUAAAUUUGUGCUCGGCCUGUAUUAAACAAGUAUUUUUACAACCGGCUAGAGGCCUCGUGAUCGGUAAUGGCCAUUAUGCAUGUCCAGGCUCCUAGCCGGUUUAAUUGUACCUGUUUAAAACUGGCCCAGCACAUAAUAUUUCUUUAAUAUUACUUAUUUAUUUUGCUCUUUAGCCGAAUGUGGUGUACUAGUUUAGAAAUGGGUUUUAAAAACCAAGUUUAAAUUGCAAUCAGAACCAAACACACAAAAGAUGAAACUUUCCACACUUGUUUAUGCAUUUUGUGUCUUAUUCACGUGCAAAACACCCCCAGUCUUGCUUGAAAUAGUGUACAAUAGUUGUCUUCAUUGUGUAAGCCUGUUAACUACUGCAAUCUGUCGUUCUUAAAAAAGGUAUUCAGUUUUGUAGGUCUGUUUUUAUCAACUUUUUGGUAGAAAUAAAUUAUAAAAUGGACUUAUUCACACUA
Molecule: messenger RNA, 5918 nt
Organism: Patiria miniata (bat star)
Lineage: Eukaryota; Metazoa; Echinodermata; Asteroidea; Valvatida; Asterinidae
Gene: cdkl2
Product: cyclin-dependent kinase-like 4
Exons: 12
Coding region: 544-2340 (598 amino acids)
Biological process (GO): protein phosphorylation
Cellular component (GO): nucleus
Molecular function (GO): cyclin-dependent protein serine/threonine kinase activity; ATP binding
Source: RefSeq, a predicted model, not a curated record